Molecule: messenger RNA, 1443 nt
Organism: Penicillium cataractarum
Lineage: Eukaryota; Fungi; Ascomycota; Eurotiomycetes; Eurotiales; Aspergillaceae
Gene: egl3
Product: putative extracellular endoglucanase/cellulase
Exons: 5
Coding region: 1-1443 (480 amino acids)
Biological process (GO): glucan catabolic process
Cellular component (GO): extracellular region
Molecular function (GO): hydrolase activity, hydrolyzing O-glycosyl compounds; cellulose binding
Source: RefSeq, a predicted model, not a curated record
AUGAAGUUCACUAACAUGGUUCUGGCCGCUAGCGCUGCUGGCAUGGCCGUUGCUUACCCCCGUGGCCGUGACGUUGUUCCCGAGAAGCGCAGCGUUGAGAAGAAGCGUGCUACUGGCUUCACCUGGGUCGGUGUCAGUGAGUCUGGUGCCGAGUUUGGUUCUGCCAUCCCCGGUACCCUGGGAACUGACUACACCUGGCCUGUGACCUCCAAGAUCCAGGUCCUCCGCGAUGCUGGCAUGAACAUCUUCCGUGUUCCCUUCCUGAUGGAGCGCCUUGUGCCCAGCAGCAUCACCGGCAGCCUGGACGCCACCUAUCUGGCUGCUCUCAAGUCUACUGUCAACUACAUCACUGAGAGCGGUGCCUAUGCCGUCCUUGACCCCCACAACUAUGGCCGAUACUCUGGCAGUAUCAUCAGUUCCACCUCCGACUUCGAGACUUGGUGGAAGAACGUCGCUACCGAGUUCGCUUCCAACGACAAGGUCAUCUUCGAUACCAACAACGAGUACCACGACAUGGAUCAGACCCUUGUUCUCAACCUGAACCAGGCCGCUAUCAACGGUAUUCGUGCUGCCGGCGCCACCAGCCAGUACAUCUUCGUCGAGGGUAACGCCUAUUCCGGCGCCUGGUCCUGGACCAGCAACAACGACAACUUGAGCGGUCUGACCGAUACCGAGGACAAGAUCGUCUACGAGAUGCACCAGUACCUCGACUCUGACAGCUCCGGUACCUCCGAGACCUGUGUUAGCAGCACCAUCGGCCAGGAGCGCCUCGAGUCCGCCACCACCUGGCUGAAGGACAACGGCAAGAAGGGCUUCAUCGGCGAGUUCGCUGGUGGUGUCAACUCCGUUUGCGAGACCGCCGUCGAGGGCAUGCUCUCCUACAUGUCCGACAACUCGGACGUCUGGAUGGGUGCCGAGUGGUGGUCCGCCGGUCCCUGGUGGGGAUCUUACAUGUACUCGCUCGAGCCUACUGACGGUCCCGCCUACUCGACCUACCUGCCCAUCCUGGAGAAGUACUUCGUGAGCGGCUCUUCUUCCUCUUCCUCCUCCUCCUCCUCUACUACCACCACCGCCAAGGCCACCACUAGCACCACCACCACCGCUGCUGCCCAGCACACCACUACUUCUACCUCUACCUCUACCACCGCCGCCGUCGAGGUCACCACCACUCCCAACGGCCAGGUCGAAGUCUCCAGCCCUGCCACCACCUCCUCUACCACCUCUACCACCGCCCCCGCCGCCGUCCAGACCACCACCCUGGUCAGCAAGCCCUCGACCACCAAGUCUGCAUCCACUACCACCACUGCCGCUUCCUCCGCCUCCACCGGCGGCACCGUUGCUCACUACUACCAGUGCGGUGGUAUUAACUGGACCGGCGCCACUGCCUGCGAGAGCGGUUACACCUGCGUUGUGCAGAACCCUUACUACUACCAGUGCUUGUAA